AUGGACAUGUAUAUGAUGCAUUUGGUAUUAAUGUUAACGGCACAAUAUAGAUACACGGCAAUAAAACUCGCAAUAUUGUUUCGGGAUCUACAAAUCUACAACGAAUCUCGAAUAGAACAUUAUUCUAAAAAUCGAUGGACAGAGAGAGAACUACGAAAAUUAUGUCUACAUCAGAAUAUUGUUUUAAACAUGUCAUUUAUAUUAAAGAAGCUUCUGUCCGUGAACUUCAGUCUACUGUAUAUCAAUAACGUAUUACGGUUCUGCUUUAUAGGUAUCAUAUUAAGCACAGUACCAUUAAUGAAUAUUGCAGAAGGAAUUUCGGUUACAAUAUUUGGAAUCGGUACACUAACGCAAUUUUUUGUGUUAUGUUCUUCCGUACAAACACUUUCAGAUGCAAGUACCAAAAUAACAGAUAAAGCAUUUGAUGAAGGCUGGUAUCAAUUAGGACCAUCAAUGAAACGUAUAUUUAUAUUAUUGAUAAUGUCUAAUAACUUAGAAUGUAAAAUUGCUGCUAUUGGAAAAUUCAAUCUGUCUCUACCUUCAUUUAUGACGCACAGUAUUGUUACAUCGCAGUAA
Mycetomoellerius zeteki is the source of this 576-nucleotide messenger RNA. Its product is annotated as odorant receptor 67c. Gene Ontology annotation, molecular function: odorant binding; olfactory receptor activity. Gene Ontology annotation, biological process: detection of chemical stimulus involved in sensory perception of smell; sensory perception of smell. NCBI's taxonomy places the organism in Eukaryota, Metazoa, Arthropoda, Insecta, Hymenoptera, Formicidae. The record is from RefSeq and is a predicted model, not a curated record. Gene Ontology annotation, cellular component: plasma membrane. The transcript has 5 exons. The coding region runs from base 1 to 576 and encodes 191 amino acids.